Messenger RNA from Laetiporus sulphureus 93-53, 1766 nucleotides. RefSeq lists its product as uncharacterized. The record is from RefSeq and is a predicted model, not a curated record. NCBI's taxonomy places the organism in Eukaryota, Fungi, Basidiomycota, Agaricomycetes, Polyporales, Laetiporaceae. The annotation marks the transcript as partial. The transcript is spliced from 2 exons.
AUGCAGUCAUACGCCUUUCCAGCAUCUCAUCCCCGCACGUUGCCCUCGCCCUCCUCCAGCUCGGUCUCCUGGUACUCCCCCGUCACCCCUCCCGAGCCUCUCUCCCAACCCGAGACUGCAUCGCAUAGACACAAGUCACUCUACUCCCGUUCCUCGCUCUCCCCAUCCUACGACGGAGUCCGCUAUUCCACCCCUGUGCGCUCGACUUCUCCCACCGACGCUAAACUAAGCCCAUCACUAUUACCCAUCGGGCGUCCGCCUGCUCCAAACCAAACUCCUGAGCGCAAGACCCUGCCCGUCGCCACCGGCCUCGGGAUCGUCGACCUCGCCCGGCUCGCCGCCCUUCCCUCUCCCGAGGAAGAGCCUUCCCGUGAGGAGCGCGCCCACCGUCGCCGCGCCGUGCAUUUCCACUCGCGUACCCAUUUCUCCGAGGCUAUCCGUGCCAGCCUUGCACGCCCGCUUGCACUUUCUCCACGCUCUCCACCGAACGCCGUGAGCAUAAAGUCGGACGCCACUGAGACCGAUGAGAACGACUUUUCCUGGGAGGCCCAGUCUGAGCUCCCUUCUGUCUCGCCGUCUCCCGAGCCAGAGCUUGGGCAUCACUCCCCCUUUUCCUGUGCCUCGUCAGUCUCGUCUUCUGGCUGUUCCUCCCUGUAUUCGAUCACACGUUCUCUCGCCGCCGCAUUUCCCGCUCCUCCAUCUUCCACGCCCGAAUUCCCGCUUUCUCUCGCCUCUGGCUUUGCACUACGAGGUGCUUCGGUACCGCACCUCUCACCGCCAAAUAUUCCUCUCCCGCCUGCCCCCUCCACACGUCCGCGUCCGCAAGUCCACAUGAGCGCUGGAUGCGUACCCACCGGGAUGAAUAGGCUCACUGUCGUUGACCCGGACGAGAGCAUGGCGCGCCUGGAGUUGAGCAUCGCGAAGCUUGCGGCGUACGGCCCGGAAGUGCAUGGCAAGCAGCUCGAGGAAUACGAUCGCGACCACGGAACGAUCGGCACGGGCUGUUUCUUCGAUAGCGACAGCGAAUACGACGAGACGGACGGUGAGGCUGAGAAGGACAUCGAUAGCGACAUGUUUUCUGCAUCCGGCUCGGGAUGCCCGCACUCAACUCCCUCGCUCGAACCCAUCGGCGAGGACUCGCGUGAAGCCGAGUCCGCGCCAAAUGAUAGACUCAUCAUGGAGAGCGCGCAUGAGGGCGCGUCUUCCAGCGCAGACUCGGCGCCACAGAUAACCGAGCAUUUCCCCUCGCCGCCGCUUCUCACGCCGCCGCCACUCCUCACGCCCAACACGUUCGGCCGCGUGGGCUUCUCACCAUUCGCGUCGGCAGCGGGCACGUCCGUUGCGGACGACCCAAGCGCAGCCCCGCCCACGAGGCCACAGCUGCCGCAGUUCGACUUUGAGAAGUCACGGAAGGAAAGGCAAAGGCAGAGAUCGGCAUCGCUUUCUAACGCAAAGGUGGAUGUCAAUGCUGCGGACGGUGAGAAGAGGACGGGAGAUGUCACUGCUACCUUUGAUCGUCUCCAAGCAUACGCUCAAUGGGAGUCUGGCGCCGUGAGCGCCCGCAAGUCUGAUGCCCAUCACGAUGGCGGCGCUGAGGCUGUUCAUACCGCUGUCACCACGGGCGCGCGCCCCGAGUCUCCACUGCGGAAAGCCAAAAGUGUGCCGUUCAUCCGGCGCCCCGUGCGACGCAAUAACCCCCCCGCGCUGCCGCACCCUCCUCUGCUACCCACGUCCACGUCGCUUCCCACAAAGCUCGCGCCACCGAC